Messenger RNA from Nerophis lumbriciformis (worm pipefish), 4744 nucleotides. It is a transcript of the gene hyal2b, whose product is annotated as hyaluronidase 2b. Gene Ontology annotation, molecular function: hyalurononglucosaminidase activity; hyaluronoglucuronidase activity. Gene Ontology annotation, cellular component: cytoplasmic vesicle. Lineage: Eukaryota; Metazoa; Chordata; Actinopteri; Syngnathiformes; Syngnathidae. The record is from RefSeq and is a predicted model, not a curated record. Gene Ontology annotation, biological process: hyaluronan catabolic process; carbohydrate metabolic process.
AAUGUACGCCAAAGGACGAUACAUUUAGCAAGAUAUACAAUUAAAAAUGAUAAAGACAAUAUUUUAUGAUCCAAAAUAGCGCGUAUUGAGCGCUCUAUUUAUCUUCAAAACCGUGACACCCCUGAUCGUUGCAUCGCCAUUAAAGGUUUGGUCAAUGAACAACGUUGCUCAGCUCUUCAUCUUCUCCUGCCGCGGUCUCACCCUCAGCGAGACCAUACCGUUAAAGAAUCGCCAACAUGGACUAAAAAAAAACAAGUAUGACGGCAUUUUCUCUCAUGGCAGGACGGUGGAGAAGUCAUUUAUCAGUUGUGUCAAAGGAGCAAAGGUGAGCGUUGGCCAUGGCGGCUUUCUUGCUGCACUGCUUGAUCCUAACGGCGAUAACGACAUGGAAAGGUGUGUGCGUGACGCAUGCAAAGCAAACAAGAUGGCCUCUAUAUUCCCAGACGCCCGUUCUUCUUGUCUGGAAUGCCCCCACGCAGGACUGCGCCCCGCGCCAUGACGUCACUUUACCUUUGGAGCAGUUUCACAUUGUGGCCUCACCCAACGAGGGCUUCACCCGGCAAAAUCUCACCAUAUUCUACAAGGAGCGCCUCGGUUUGUACCCCUACUACGAGCAGGACGAAACCGCAGUCAACGGGGGCCUCCCGCAACUCGCCAGCAUCACCCAACACUACGAAAAGAUGCCGGGAGGAGUGCAGAAGUACAUACGUGAGCCUAAGGCCAAAGGUUUGGCUGUCAUCGACUGGGAGGAGUGGCGGCCAUUGUGGAUCAGGAAUUGGGAUUCUAAAGACAUCUAUCGCAGUCAGUCCCGGAAGAUGGUGCUGAAGAAGAACCCGACAUGGAGCCAGGAGCAAGUUGCAAAGGUGGCCCAGCAGGAGUUUGAGCUGUCUGCUCAGAAAUUCAUGCUGGAAACUCUGAAGCUGGCGAAGAACCUGAGGCCCAAUCAGCUGUGGGGCUUCUACUUGUUUCCUGAUUGCUACAACCACGACUACAGGAGUGGCCUGAAGAACUACACGGGCCGCUGCCCUGCACUGGAGAUGGCCCGCAACGACCAGCUCAACUGGUUGUGGAUGGAGUGCACGGCGCUCUUCCCGUCCAUCUACAUGGGAUCUGUGCUGAAUUCCACUCAGCAUGGCCGCCUCUUUGUGCGCAACAGGGUGAAGGAGGCUAUGCGCCUGGCGUCUGUUGGCGAUGGAUUAGCACGCCCUGUUUUUGUCUACACCCGACCCACGUACCUGAACCAGAUGACCCUCCUCACUGAGACUGAUCUGGUGUCCACCAUUGGUGAGAGCGUGGCACUGGGAGCGGCGGGCGUCAUCUUCUGGGGGGACUCCUCCUACUCGAGCAACAGCAGCUGCUCGACCCUGAAAGUCUAUCUCGACGGACCACUGCGCCACUACCUGCUCAACGUGUCCACGGCGGCAGAGCAGUGCAGCCGGGCGCUGUGCCACCUCCACGGCCGCUGUUUGCGCAAGCGGGCGGACGACGACGCGUACCUCCACCUCAGCGCCUCGCAGCACACUAUCAGCCGCGAGGGCGGCCGCCUGAAGGUGAGCGGCGAGCUCGGCAAGGCCGAACUGGCGGUUUUGCGCAAACGUUUCCAGUGCCAGUGCUACAGCGGGUACCAGGGCGAGGCCUGUGCUCAGAAACAGGGGCAAAAUAGAGCUCCCUCUGUUCUAAUAACCUGGUCGCUUAGCUUCGUACUCCCGCUAGGACUCCUCAUGCUGCUACACUGAGGAAGUGAAGCAACCCAAAAUAAUCACCGCUCAUGCCAAGCAACAACCAGAACAACAAUAGUUGGAUUGUUGAGUGUAAAAUGAAAAUCCCUGAAGAUCAGAUCCUUGUUACUUACAGUAGUCAUAUUUUCCAAAUGUGCUCACGACAACAAACGAUGUAAGCCUGGCAAAAUGCUUCAGAAGAUCUUCCAAGUGCUGGAUCACACCCUGUGACAGAUUGUACGUAAAAAAAAAAAUCCCUAAAAAACUCUUCAGUUCCCCAUGUUGUCUCCCUCCCCAAAUCUACCAACCCGGAUGAGCGACCACACUUGCUUUAUAAGGGAACAAAAGAACAAUGUUUAUUAUAUUCUCUGUUUCUCCUUGCAUUUCUGAGGGCCUUAAAUGUGCAUAAAAGUGCUUAAAUCCUGGUGAAAAAUGUCACAUUUCAGCAGUUCUGGAGAAAAAAAAAGCUCAAAUUACAGUUAAUAUACAUUAUAUUGCCAAAAGUAUUUGGCCACCUGCCUUGACUCACAUAUGAACUUAAAGUGCCAUCCCAUUCCUAACCCAUAGGCUUCAAUAUGAUGUCGGUCCACCUUUUGCAGCUAUUACAACUUCAAACUCUUCUGGGAAGGCUGUCCACAAGGUUGCGGAGUGUGUUUAUAGGAAUUUUCGACCAUUCUUCCAAGAGCGCAUUGGUGAGGUCACACACUGAUGUUGGUCGAGAAGGCCUGGCUCUCAGUCUCCGUUCUAAUUCAUCCCAAAGGUGUUCUAUCAGGUUCAGGUCAGGACACACCAGACUCUGUCAUCCAUGUCUUUAUGGACCUUGCUUUGUGCACUGGUGCACAGUCAUGUUGGAAGAGCAAGGGGCCCGCUCCAAACUGUUCCCACAAGGUUGGGAGCAUGGAAUUGUCCAAAAUGUUUUGGUAUCCUGGAGCAUUAAAAGUUCCUUUAACUGGAACUAAGGGGCCAAGCCCAACUCCUGAAAAACAACUCCACACCAUAAUUCCUCUCCCACCAAAUUUCACACUCGGCACAAUGCAGUCGGAAAUGUACCGUUUUCCUGGCAACCUCCAAACCCAGACUUGUCCAUCCUAUUGCCAGAUGGAAAAGCGUGAUUCAUCACUCCAGAGAAGGCGUCUCCACUGCUCUAGAGUCCAGUGGGGACAUGCUUUACACCACAGCAUCCCACGCUUUGCAUUGGACUUGGUGAUGUAUGGCUUAGAUACAGCUGCUCGGCCAUGGAAACCCAUUCCAUGAAGCUCUCUGCGUACUGUACGUGGGGUAAUUGGAAGGUCACAUUAAGUUUGGAGCUCUGUAGCAACUGACUGUGCAGAAAGUCGGCGACCUCUUUGGACUAUGCGCAUUAGCAUUAGCUGAACCCUCUGUCAGUUUACGUGGCCUACCACUUUGUGGCUGAGUUGCUGUUCCCAAACUCUUCCAUGUUCUUGUAAUAAAACCGACAGUUGACUUUGGAAUAUUUAGGAGCGAAAAAAUUUCACGACUGGAUUUGUUGCACAUGUGGCAUCCUAUGACAGUUCCAUACUGUAAAUCACUGAGAGCGGCCCAUUCUUUCACAAAUGUUUGUAGAAACAGUCUCCAUGCCUAAGUGCUUGAUUUUAUACACCUGUGGCCGGGCCAAGUGAUUAGGAUACCUGAUUCUCAUCAUUUGGAUGGAUGGCCAAAUACUUUUGGCAAUAUAGUGUACAUCAAAAAUCAGCCCCCGCCAGUUGUUUCAUGGACCGUCACGAAAUCUGGUUCAGGAAAAUCUUCAAGAGCUCAUGUUUGUAGACAUACAGGAAGUUGGCCAUUUUUCGCCAAAAACUGUGGUUAUACUUCUCCCAAAUUAAUAUUACGGAUACGACGCACACAAAUUGUGAAGUAUUUGGGGCUCUCCCGUGAGAUAUCAGAGGAGGCUUUGAUGCCUAGCUCAGCAAUACCAAUAUCAAUACAAGUCCUGGCAGAAACCCUGAUUUGCGUAGCGAUGCGAGGGCCUGCUCAACUGUGCCUGCAGCUCUGCUGUUUUUUGUUUUAGUCAGACUUCAUGCUGGAUACGUGAGUGGUAACAAAUGACGACACACCUCAUAGUUUUCAGGUUGUAUUACAUAAACCGCAUUUCCACAUUCUAAACAAUAUAAUAUGAAAAGAUGAUCAAUUAUUACAAAUCAUCCAGCUGACUAAGGAAUUUUAUUCAAGCUCAUCGUGUUGGUUUCACCAAUUCAUUCCUCCUGAAAGAAACCAAAAUAGUUUAAGAGAUUAUUAUUGUAUUAUGUGCUCUUUAUUGUGAGCGAUUUUACAAAACCUCAUGACUGAACCUGCCUGUUUUUUUGUUGUUGUUUCUGAAUGUUUACAGAUGUCAUAAUUGACAUCUUUCUAUUGUAGUCUUCAUCUCAGCAUCCUGCUGGUUAACAGUGGCAUGUAACAUGCAAGGAAAUUAUCAUCCUAUCCCUUCAUGUAGAGCUGUGAAAGUUGUAUGAGUAUGGAAAAAAAACAAAAACUGAUGGAUAUUUAAGCUGCCGUCCUGCUUCCGGGGGGGGGGGGAAACCCCACCUUUCUCCAUAUUGAACUGCAUAUGUGUCAGUACAUAUGUUUCAAUGGACUGGUUCAAUUGCCUGACUUUAAAUUGCGUCAUUAUUUUAUUUGAUGUCGGAGUUCCUGUCAUUGCAGCUGUGAUGACACCAUAGAUACUAUUUCUGUUAUUCUUGGUAGCUGGGGUUCUCUGGGCAGUUUACAUCUACAGUAGGUACUGUAUUUAUUCUCCAUGCCAAAAUGUCCAAAAAAGGGUAUUUAACUGCCUAAAAGGAAUAUCACAAAAGGCAGUGGAAUGUUUACUAUGCUGCAAACGUAAUGACAUUCUGCACUUUAACACGUUUUUCCGUCACAUUAAGUUGUUUUUUUUGACUGCGGGUACAAGACGGGCGUACUCGCAAUGCAAUAAUAGUUUUGUUGUAAUCACUUGGUUUGUCACUACCUUUAUGUUUCUAAUGCCUUACUUUGCUCAAAUGCAAUAAAAUAAAUUACACCGUUUGACA